GCGAGAGCAAACAACACCGUCGUGCAACGAGGCCCGUCGAGCAACAAGCGCUGUCAACAGACAGCUGCGCAGCCCCACCAGACCAGCCAAGAACAGUUGCACCAGUCCUCGUGCCAAGUAGCGCUUGAGAAAGCGAACACAGGCACUGCAACCAUGCUCAGGACACUGUGCGUCGCCGCGAUGGUGGCUAGCUACGCGCCGCGACGACGGCCAGCCGUCGCGCGGCCGGUCUGCGCGCACCAGCGACGGAGUCUGCUGCGGUACGCGGCGGACGGCGACACCGACGAAGACGUCCAGCACAUCAUCACGUGUGGCUCCUGCAAGGCCGUCUACGCCAUCGACAAAGACAUUCUUGGCAAGGGUGCCGGCGCGAAGGUGCAGUGUGAAGUCUGCGGCAACGUCUGGUUCCAGGCGACGGCGCGCGUCAACACCUGUGUGGAAAUCAAAAGUUUACGGCGCGUUCGUGCUGAAUCAUCGCGUCGUCCUCCACGCCAUCGACGCGAGGCUGGCACCCGACGCAGUGGUUGAUUUCCACACAGGUGAACACGCUCUUCGACGGCUUUGAACUAAAAGAGUACGACGCCGAGAAGGCCCAAGAGGCCAUCGACAAGCAAAAGGCCCGGGCCAAGGAGGCCGCGGACCGGCCGCCGCGCAAGCGGGGCGCCGCGACGUUGUUCGUCGCGAAUUUGCCUUUUCGUUAUAGUGAUGACGACGUCGUCGCGCUCUUCGCCGAGGUCGCGCCGAUCACGUCGGCCCAGGUCGUCAUGGACGACGACGGCCGAUCGCGGGGCUACGGCUUCGUCGACGUCAGUGCAAAAAUCAAAUUGUCGCGGCGCGUCUCACGGCCUCCACGCCAUCGACGCGACGCCAGCUCGAGCACCCGACUCACUGUUUGAUUUGUGCACAGGUCGAGAUCGAGGUCGCGGCCGACGCCGAGCGGCUGAUCUCGGAGUUCCACGGCUCGGACGUCGGCGGCCGCGACCUCAUCGUUCGGCCGGGUAAGCAAUCGGGCGGCGACGGCGGCGGGCGCGGCGGCGGCGGGCGGGGGCGCGGGCGCGGCCGAGGACGU
Pelagomonas calceolata is the source of this 1069-nucleotide messenger RNA. The record is from the annotation of a GenBank genome assembly. NCBI's taxonomy places the organism in Eukaryota, Pelagophyceae, Pelagomonadales, Pelagomonadaceae.